Pelobates cultripes (western spadefoot toad) is the source of this 336-nucleotide messenger RNA. Lineage: Eukaryota; Metazoa; Chordata; Amphibia; Anura; Pelobatidae. The record is from the annotation of a GenBank genome assembly.
AUGUCCCAGCUGGCAGAACUGCUUCCAGAUUCUUCUCCAGCUGUCAAUAUUUGUAGGUACACCACCACACACCUACUGACCUUUGGAUUAAAUCAUAAUGUUCGGAAAUCUGUGCUUUCAUUUACACAAACUGUCUGGCCAGCAACUACUACAGAGGAUUACGAAUCUUACUACCGGAAGCGAAUGGAGUUGGCUGUGAAUGACAAUUGUCUUAUGGGGAGAAUGAGUGAUCAUUCCAAAAACCCUCCAGAGACAUAUCUUGGACUUGCUACAUACUGGUCACCCUGGUACUACACAGAUGAAAUAGAACGCACUAGGCUACUUGUAGUGGCCUAA